GUGUGCGCCUCCUCCGUCCGCAUCGCGCACUCACCUGCUGUGGGACUUUGCCAGACGCACCAUCACGAAGAUACGCACUGUAACAUAAGUCGCAGUGAACACCAGGUGAAAUGGAUUACUAACUUCUUCUUCACAACCUGAAAGAGGUGCUUUCCCCCCUUUUUUCCUCUUUUGCGCCGCUUUUCGAAGUUGUUCCACAUUCAGGACGGUUCGACACGGCGCGCCCUGCGCUCAGGAGGGGAUUAGUAAGGAGAUAGCUGGUGCUCGGAGAUGAAGAUAUGUCACCCUGGUCCUCUUCACAAGAACGAUGGACAGAGUGAAAAUGCAGCCGGACUGUAACUGGCGCCCUCAUGGAGCCCUGAUACGCAGGGCAGAGAGCAGGUAAAUGGAAGUGCAGGACAGGAGUCGCUCCCCAUCCCGCAGGACCAGCCGGGUGGAGCAGGUGGUGGGAAGAUGGCUGAGACGGUCCAGAGACUUAGGAAGCAGAUCUCACUCUUUGAGCAGAGACAGGGCUGCACCAGACGGAAAGGCACAAUCCAGUGGUUCUGAUCAGAGGAGUUAUGCCUUCCGCUUCAAUGUUCAGAUCCAACGGGACCCGGGCCUUAACUCUCAUGGCCUCACUCUCUCGUCUCAGACCCCGAUCCUGGUACAGGAGAUCAUCCCUGGUGGUCCUGCAGAUGGUCGGCUUGUCCCUGGCGACCAGCUUGUGAAGAUCAAUAACGUUGCUGCCGAUGAUCUGACCCCGGAGCAAGCUGCUGAAAUAAUCAGGGAGUGUCAAGAAACAUUGACAAUGACAGUGCUCAGAACAAUGCUGGGUCCAAAAUCAUCAUUCAUCACCCCAGAGAAGAAGGCCAAGCUCAAGUGUAACCCUGUCAAAGUGCGUUUUGCUGAGGAGGUGGAAGUCAAUGGACAGUCUCAGGGUAACUCGCUGCUCUUCCUGCCUAAUGUCCUGAAGGUGUAUCUAGAAAACGGACAGACAAAGGCCUUCAAAUUUGAACCCAGCACCACGGUAAAGGACAUUGUAAUGACACUGAAAGAAAAGCUUUCUCUCAGCCGAAUUGAGCACUUUUCCCUGAUGCUGGAGCAGCAGCCUGGCGUCACCAAACUAUUGCUGCUGCAUGAUGAGGAGAGAAUACAGCAGGUGGUCCAGAAGAAAGAAGCUCAUGACUACAGAUGUUUGUUCCGUGUUUGUUUCAUUCCCAAAACCCCCCAGACUCUGCUAGCAGAUGACCCCACUGCUUUUGAGUACCUCUAUCUACAGGGUGUGAAUGACGUGCUGCAGGAGCGCUUUGCAGUCGAGAUGAGGUGUAACACAGCUCUGCGACUUGCUGCCCUACACAUUCAGGAGAGGCUGGCAAGUUGUGGACAGUCACCAAAGACCAACCUGAAGAUGAUCACGAAGACGUGGGGUAUAGAAAACUUUGUGUCAUCUACCUUACUGCGAAACAUGAGAGAGAAAGAUCUGAGGAAGGCCGUAGGUUAUCACAUGAAGAAGUGCCAAUCACAGUACGAUCCCAAGCAGAAGGGCCUGACAAUUGAUCAGGCACGGAUCAAUUAUCUGGAGGAGCUCAGCGAUCUGAAAUCAUUUGGAGGCAAAUCCUUCAGUGCCACUAUGAUGCUCCAGGACAGGGAGUCAACAGUGACCCUGUUGGUGGGGGCACGGUACGGGGUGAGUCAGGUGGUCAACCGGAAGCUGAGCAUCCUGUCCACUCUCACAGAAUUUACCAGCAUCACCCGCAUUGAGCUGCUGCCAGAAUCAGACAGGGUCAGCCUGGUGAAAAUAUACCUGCAGGACAUUAAGCCCAUUACAUUACUUCUGGAGUCAGUAGCCGCAAAAGACAUGUCCUGCUUAAUAGCUGGGUACUGUCGUGUGUUUGUUGACCCCAACCUCAACAUUUUUCCAUGGGUAGAUGACUCCAAGAAGCACAGAAUCUCUGCUGAGGAAGGUUAUGUAUCACGGUGCGGCAGUGACUCUGACAGCUCCUCUGACCUUGACAUGGAUCCCCUGGUGAGCACGGCAUCUCAGGACGAGAAACCCUUUCAUCGAGUCAGAUCUUCUUCAGAUCCAGAGUCCAAAAAAAGGAAGGACAGACUGAAAAGUAGGAGCAAAGAUGACAAAGAGUCAGCGGAAAGGUUACAGGAGGAGAAAAAAGAAGAGAAGGAUGUUGGCACGGAAAAAGAGAAGUGUCCACCAGAUAAUGUUGGAGAGGACACAGGGACUGAUAGUGCAAAAUAUGGAGGACAGAUACAUUCAGGCAGUGGUUUAGAGGAAGAAACUGGGAUGCAAAAAGAUGUGAGUAAAAGCAAACUGGAAAGUGGAGAAGAGGUGCGAGGAGCAGAGGAGCAGCCAUCAGAAACUUCAGAUUCAUGUCAUGUCCUCACCAGCCCUUCUAGUGACUCCCUAGACGCUCUGGAAGAAGAUGACUUAAUAUCAUGCUCUUCAUCCUCUACCCAUCCUAUCACUUCUUUGCAUACCCAUGCCCACAUACACCCACCCCUUCAGCUUCACCAAUAUUCUCAAAGGCCUACCCACCCCCACCUUCUCGCCCCUCCACCCAUUCACUCCCACCCUGUUCUGAUCCACCCUUCUACCCACAUCAGAGGCGAAGGUGAGGAAGGGGGUUGCAGGAGGUCCAUUGACAGAGCUGAUACCCAGUUCCUUGCACCCAUCUCUGGAAUCCUCUGCUCUGAUGACAGCUCCCUGUGUUUUGCUGAGCUGUCCCGCCUUGUGGACUUCCUGCCCAGCCCCCCAGAAGCCAGCGAAGAUGAUGAAGACGAAGACGAGGAAUUGAGGAGGAGAAGGGAGAAGGUGCUAAGAGAAAUGGAUGAGUCCAUGAGGAGAGCAGGUGAAGGUGAGGGUGGAAGCUUAAGCGGGGAGGGUACUUCUAAGGAACAUCCUCUAUCCGUUUCCCCGCCCACAUCCUCCUCACACAUAGACUUUGUUUUCAACUUUGACCAAAGUGACGCUCGCUGUUACUACAACAUCUGCUCCAACAUCACCCCAGAUAGUGCUCGCAGCCUCCCCCACCUUCCACAUCAUAAUGAGCGAGGAGGUGGGGAGGAAAAGGAAGAGGAGGCUGAGGGAGAUGAGGAUACAGCUGAAGGUCUGGAGCAUAUCCCUCUCCUUCAGCCCCCACCUGGUUUUGGAGACAGCAGCUCAGAUGAAGAGUUCUUUGAUGCCAGAGAUCGGUUCACAUCUCCUGAAGACCCAACCUCUGGGAUUUUGCCAAGAGAUAUUUCCACAGAAAUCAAGUUGGACUUCUUGAGUAUACGUAGUCUCAGUGACAUUAGAGUCUCUGCAGCAGAUGCCGAAAAAGGAAUAAAAGAAGAGGACAGAAAAGCAGGAAAUGAAAAAGUGGGCAGCAGGGAAACACUGUUCCAGCUCAGAAAACGAUCCCGUAAGCGGCGUUCCUUCAUGGAAACAGAAUAUACUUCUAGGGUGUCAUAUCCAGAACAAGAUGCACAAUCAAAGCAGGAGAUCGUCUCUAAUAAGCUUCAUAAAAGCCUGUUAAAUGAAUACGGUGAAGCUCAAACACUGAGUUCAGAUCCUGAACCUUCGGAACAAACCCGGAAUCCAAGUCCAACUGUCUCCUCAUUGACUCACUCUGAAGGAGAACCAGCCCAGCUUGAGUCAAAACCAAUCUUAUCCAAACCAUGCUCGCAAGGGUCCCUUUCUGAAUUUGGGACACAUGAGAAGAUUAGGGACCCACAGACCCCCUCCAGGACAAGGAAACAGGAAAUGGAGAUGGAACCUGAUGCAAUGGAAUCUAAGUCAGUCACUGAUCUGGUGAAGGCACCGUCUCCAACUAUUACCGUUGUCCGCUGCCGGCUAGAUCCAGAUGGAAAAGAGAGUGCCAACAGUAGGGGGGACGGAAAGGAGGAGAUAGAUGAGGGGAAAGCAAGGGGGGAGGAGGAGGACACAACAUGUGUGUCAGAAAAUGGGCCAUUUACUAGUCACAUGUUUUUGCAAAGAAUCUCCGAGAAGGACGGUAAGGAGAAAGAUGCCGGAGAGGAGCAGAGAGAGGGCACCAAAGCGUACUCAUCCAGUUCAAACAGGCCACUUACAAGUGCUAAAAGGCAGUCAGAAGAUACAUCAGCUACAUGUUUGAUGGACGUAAACACAAAGAGUGGUAAUGGCCUUCUAGGCACCUGUCUAAUUGCCCUGGAACAAAAUUCAUUUGUAGAGGAAUACAUGCUUGAAGGCUUGAGAGAUGACCCAAAGCCACUUUCAUUCUCACCACCACCACCUCCACCUUCAUCCCCUCUUCCUCCCCUACCUGUUAAUUGCAUAUCCCAAAGUGAUUGCUUGGAGAAGGAAGGAGGCAGCAAAAACCCAGGAACUUCCAUCAAAGUGUUCUUGUCUACUUCUGAGGAAUUACAACACAGUCCAGAGAUACAAAAAAGAAAAGGAAAUCACACUGACAAUGCACAUUUAGCAACAACAGCCACUGUUACUGAGGAUGAACUGAUGGGUGUGGUUAGUUCCACCAUGACAGCAAGUGAUGAAGUUACUGAUAGCACCAGUUCUGAUAAUGUAUUUGAUGAUGAUGAAGCUAGUAAUUCCUUAAAUUCUAGUUCGAGUGACAAGAGAUAUGACUGGGUUAUAGCCGGAAAGAAUAGUGUCAGUGCUAAUUCAGAGGCAGAAGGUAAAAGUAACUUUCAACUGAGUAUUAAGUCCUGUAUGAGCACAAACACUGAAGCACAUACAAGAAUUCGUUCUGUUAGCCCUGAUUAUACUCGUACUAUAAACUCUAUUGCUGCGAAGCUUGGAGCUGCAACAAGUGUCCCAUCUUCUACAUUUAAUUCAAGUGCUAAAUUGAAAAGUGGGGAUAUGUUUGAAAAUAUAAAUAAGGCUAAAAGUAAUUCUACCCCGCCAGGUGUUGCAGGAAUGGAAAGUUUAGCUAUUUCUAGCUUAGCAAAGGCUAACAUGUCCACUGUCCAUGAUGUCUCCAAAGAUCCUUCCUCCCCAACUCACUUCUUCUUUCAGACCUGUUCUCCCAGCAUCAUGGGUCGCUUAUCUGCCUCUACACUUCGGGGUAAGAUUCAAAAGUUGCCACUUUAUUUAUCACGCUCCCAGGAAACUAUUAAUCAGGCCGGGGUGAGUACUACACCUCAGAGUCCUGUUGAGGACAACAGUAGGGAAACUACAGAGAUCACUAUUAGUGUGACAGACAUUAAUAAUGUCACACAAACCAUAAACUUAGAUGUGGGCACAACUACAGAAUCAGUGGAUUCAGAUGACUCUGACACAACGGUUACAGGAUCAGAGGUGGAUGGUGAGUUUUUUAUGGAAACAAUCCCAUCUAAGAAUUCUGUGUUUGAAGAGAAGGGAGUGACAGAACCCAGACAGGCAUCCUUUGAAAUCUCACCUUCUCCUGUCCAGACUGAGCCUAAGCAUGAGAAUCAGCUUUUCUAUACUGAACUUGACAACAGUACACCAGGACCAAUAAGGCAGCCUCCAGCCACCAUUGUGAGCAGCCUUCAGCACAAUACGUCAGGCCUGCACAUGGAUACUCCAGGUCCUAUAAAAAAUGCUCCAGAGUCAAAGAUUUUAUUCACUGAACUGGGGGAAGAUGUUCCCGGUAAAAUAACCAAUUUGUCCCUUUCUAUUCCUCCUUCAAUAGUGGUGACCACGCAGAACCUGAAUGGGCCAGGACUCUCUUUUCAUAGUAAGACACAGAAAGCAAGACAGACCAGUAGUGACAGGCCUUUAAUAGGUCUUUGUAGACCUUCAGAACAGAAACUGGAGUCAGCAAACACAUUUUCCUCAGGCUGUAGGGUGUUUACCAUCUGCAAGGACUUAUCCCAGACAAAGACACCAGUCGAGGUUGGCAGACCAUGCUUGAAGUCUGAAGUAAGCUGCAGCUCAGUUCUUGCGUCAGGCUGUGAGUCAGUUGUGGAGGGAAUGCAGAUCCCGCUGGAUGCCUGUGGUUGUCCAUCAGUCUAUACCAACUGCAUCAAUGAGGGAGAUAGCUUUGAUGAGGAGCUGACAGUUUAUGAGUUCUCCUGUCGCACACAGAGCAGUGGGGUACCCCAAAUGUCUGGAGCAGGUCUUCCUCUCAUGACAACUCCUCCUGUCCAUUCUUUUUUGUCCACUUCCUCUACCCACUCUCCAUCCUUUUCACGCUCUGUCCUGUCUUCUUCUUCUGCUUCUGAGCUCAGUCCUCUCCUUUCACCGCUGUCUGAAGCAUCUGACAGUUUUCUUUCUCAAAUGCACAAGGAGACUGUCAACCGGUUGGGUCAGCAGCGCUACCCAGCACCUCCUGCAGGUUUCCAGGUUCUCAGAGUAGAUGUGGACCAGCUCCUAUCUAUUCUAGAAAGUAGCAGUACUGACCGCUCUGUUGCAAGUCACAGAGGUCGGCACCCAAGGGAAACCUGCCCCUCACACUUUACAGAGAACAAGCGAGUUCUACAAAUUGAGGCACGGCGAUUAAUGUCAGGUUGCCAGAAGGUAGUAGGGAUUGGACAGAGUCCCGAAGAAAUGCUUCAUUCCUUGGCUGACAGUUUUCGGACACUGGUGGAGCUGGCUGGCAUCUGCCUUUGGUUCUCUGGCUGCGACAGGUGCGACCGGAGAAACGCUGAGGCAGUUGCAGGUCUGGCAGAUGUGGCCCGGUCUUUCAGGGACUUCUGUCUUGCAGCAGAGCGAGCCAACAGCAAGCGAAGCUGCGAGGAUCUGAGCACCAAGCUGCUAGCCAAACAGUGCACAGCACUCACCGCCUCUGUCUUCUGCCUCACACAGCUGUUCCGCACCCUCACUGCACUGUAAGCUUGAUCCAACUUCUGAAAAGUCUGAAUUGACCUCAGGCUCUAACCUCAACAAGGGGAAUGGUCAUCAGUGAGGACACAGCUGCUGAAAACGUGGGCAGUGUGACCACUUUUUGGUGUGAACAUUUCACAGAUUUCUAAGGAGCCCUCAAAUGCAAGUUGAGUGAGCUGGGAAACACACCAGGAUCAUCAAGCACCAUAAAACCUCAAGUGAUCACAGUAACUUUGCACUUGUGCAGUUAAAGGGUGCAGAUUAAUGAGGUGCAUGUGGUGAGUGACUGUAUGCUGUGCACGUACUGUAGCCCACAAACCAAAAAGCAGAACCUGCUUGCAUUCCAAUACUGAGCAACAGAUCUACUUGAAUGUACUCUAUGUUAUCUUUUAUGUUUAUUAAUUUAUUGAUAUAUUUAACCUACAAGUUACUACAGUGUGUUGAUGGACAUGAGAGGAAUGUAAAGACAAAGAGGGAAGAAAUGUGAAAAUGUUUACAGGCAUAGUUUUUAGACACAGUAGUGAUUAUGAGAAUAGCUGGCCUUUUACAAACAUACCAGAGCACAUACACACACUGCAUCCAUACAAAUAAAUCAUUUCUGAUUCGUCUGUUCAUACACAGGCCUUUUGUUUGACUGACUGAUCAUAUUAAGAUUACAUUUUUGGAUCGAUCUUCUUAUAUGAAACACUGCAGGGGACUGAUGCUUAUAUUAUUAUAUUCUCUAGGCUGUCAGGCAGUGAAGUGUUUUUCUGAAUGUUACUGUUUACAAAACCAAAAACUGUAGUUUAAAGGAUUUGAUCAAAUAACACGAUUCAAGCCUAAAGCUGUGUUUGCCAUUUUAUAAAUAUAGAAUGCUGGUGAAUGCUCAUUAUAUGACUUUAUAAUACAAAGGAUAACAUUUGGAUGAGGUACAAGUCUUUUGCACAUUCAAUUUGUGGUCAAUUUUGCACAUAUUUUGGACAUUAAUUUUAUGGAAUUGUAAAACCUUUGCUUGCUUUUGGUUAAUUAUUUGUCUCAUUUAUCCACCUUCAGUUGAAAGACUGAAUCCUCUAGUGCAUAAUCGUAUACCAAACAACCACUCCAAACAGUAAUUAAUUUUUCAGUUUUGGAUGGCAUUCCAUUUAGGUUAAGGAUUUCAUUCAAAAAGAGACCCAUUUCAGACAAUUUACACUAAACACUGUUUUAUAAUGGUCUAAACCAUGUAAGAAUUUCAAGAUUCUGAGGUUCAGAUACUUUGCAGGGUUUUUCGAGGGUUUUCAUCAAACCUGCACACCUCUAUCCAUUCUUUGGAGACAAUAAGCAGUAAGGACCUUUUGCUGACCUAGACCCUCACACUAAGUGCAUUAUUCUACAGAUUACCCAGUAUGGCCACAAAUGGCAGUGAACCAUUAACUAAAUACAGGUGCAGAUAUCCCAAUCAGAGCAAAAAUGAGCACUGAUUGACACAUUAGGUAGGAGUGUCUAAGACUUUCAGUGAAACCAAUCUAAUUAUUGACCAACAACCUUGUCAUUGGUGUUCCUCCAGACAUAUGUUACCUAAGUCAUACACAACACUCAUCUGACAAAAGUUUAUGCAUAAGCUGUUGCAGUUUCACUGUGAAUGCUUCUAAAAUGAAAGACUGACGCACAUCAGACCUGCAUGCUCACUGGAGAAAUUAAUCAGUAAUUAUUUCACCACCCCAGUACUGGGAACACAAACAGGCUAUGUUUCUGUAUAUACGGUAUUUAUAAUGUGCUAAAACACCUGUCUGUUUAGUUCUUUUUGGUUUCAAUGGAGUAUGGUUUACUGUACUUAAUUUAAAAAUUGCAACAGAGAAUAUUUGAAUUACUCUUCCAAUGAUCUCAAUGAGGAAAUUGCCCCAAAGAAAUGGUGAGAAACAUGUUCUCUGUCAUCAUCUGUGCUCACGUAGCAUGCUGUGCAAAGCCAUGAAAUGCAUUGUUUCAUCAGGGAUUUUAUUGUUGAAUGACUGAAAGCUGAUGUCUGCUCUUGCUUUGUAAUGCUCAACUCCCACAAUUAAAACCAAUGUCCAAAUGUU
Messenger RNA from Sphaeramia orbicularis (orbiculate cardinalfish), 8793 nucleotides. RefSeq names its product FERM and PDZ domain containing 1a (gene frmpd1a). The coding region runs from base 386 to 6766 and encodes 2126 amino acids. Gene Ontology annotation, molecular function: protein binding. The record is from RefSeq and is a predicted model, not a curated record. The transcript is spliced from 16 exons. Gene Ontology annotation, cellular component: cytoskeleton. NCBI's taxonomy places the organism in Eukaryota, Metazoa, Chordata, Actinopteri, Kurtiformes, Apogonidae.